UAAAAAAAUUAAAUAAUACUCCAAAAAAAAAAAAACAAAAAAGUCGCCGGAGAAAAACCCGAGUCGUGCAGAGCGGACGGAGAUGCCGAUGAAAACAAGGAUAAUAUCGGCAGCUCUUUUAUGGGUUCUUUUCCUCUUUCUAACCUUAAUUUUCAUACUGAGUAGAAUAAGCGAUGAUAAAGUGGAAAAUAAGCCAAGGGUUGAUGAAAUCGAACCCCAUGAGGAAAAUGAUUUGGAAGAAGUGACUCACAAAGUUUACUUCGACAUCGAAAUUAAUGGAAAGCCUACUGGUCGUGUGGUCAUGGGCCUUUUUGGGAAAACAGUUCCUAGAACCAUAGAAAAUUUUCGAGCACUAUGCACGGGGGAAAAGGGAAACGGAAACAGUGGGAAGCCCCUUUACUACAAAGGGAGUAUGUUUCAUAGGAUUAUUCCCACCUUUAUGAUCCAGGGAGGUGAUUUUACACGUGGAGAUGGACGAGGUGGUGAGUCAAUUUACGGUGAUAAGUUUGCAGAUGAGAACUUCAAACUAAAACAUGUUGGGCCAGGAAUUUUGUCAAUGGCAAAUUCUGGGCCAGACAGCAAUGGAUCGCAAUUCUUCAUUACAACAGUCAAGACUAGCUGGUUGGAUGGACACCAUGUUGUAUUUGGGAAGGUGAUUUCUGGUAUGGACGUUGUCUACAAAAUGGAAGCAGAAGGAAGAGAGAAUGGAGUGCCUAAGACCAAAGUUGUAAUUUCCGAAAGUGGUGAGCUUGCUUGAUGAAAACACUUAAAUGGCUUCCUCUCUGUCUGUGUAGGAAAAUUGACCAUAUGUAAUAGGAUUCUCUUUUUCUUUUCUUUCUUGUUUUUUUUGGACUUGGUACCAAUGGUAUAGGGUUGUGCAAUACCUGUAUAUCUUAAUUUUGAAUGAGCUUUUUAUUUGAUUGAGGAUAUUUAAAUUCUUUAUACCA
Messenger RNA from Ziziphus jujuba (common jujube), 947 nucleotides. Its product is annotated as peptidyl-prolyl cis-trans isomerase CYP19-4. The coding region runs from base 83 to 757 and encodes 224 amino acids. Gene Ontology annotation, cellular component: intracellular membrane-bounded organelle. The record is from RefSeq and is a predicted model, not a curated record. Lineage: Eukaryota; Viridiplantae; Streptophyta; Magnoliopsida; Rosales; Rhamnaceae. The transcript has 8 exons. Gene Ontology annotation, biological process: protein peptidyl-prolyl isomerization; protein folding. Gene Ontology annotation, molecular function: peptidyl-prolyl cis-trans isomerase activity.